AUGGCGUGACGUCAUCUUACGUGGCGUGACGUAAACUUUCUGCGCCGCGAAGCAGCCGAGGCGAUGGCGAUGUCUCAACCAGGGCAAGAGAAGGAGAGCGAGGAUUGCUCUCUGCUGCCUUUAGUUCAUGACAUUAUCAAAUGCAUGGACAAGGACAGCCAGGAUGUCCACCAGGAGCUGGCCAAGCUGAAGACAAAGAUCCAGGAGGCCCGGGAGCAGAUCUCCAACAUGCCCGGGGUAGACAGCAGUCCGCUGGAGCAGCAGCAGCAGCUAGCUACGCUGCGGGAGCAGGUCCGGACCAAGAACCAGCUGCUGCAAAAGUACAAGAGUCUGUGCAUAUUUGACGUGCCAAAAGCAUCAUGAAACCGAAGAAUGGAUUACUGCACUGACUGGAGGAAGCUUCAAGACAGUCAAAGUGCAAGAAGGACGUUUUGUUUUCAUCCUAGCCUGUGGAGCAGAUGUGGCAUUCAAGAACAGAGGGGGAGAGAGACGUUUAUAUGAACAAUUACUUCUUUUUUCUCAAUUGCAUCACAAUGCAAAAUGUUUUUGAACGUCACAUUAUGUCCUUUUUUUGGCUUGAGUAUGCAAACUUUUUUUUAUAAUGUUUGUAUCAAAUGUAGUUUUUCAGUGUAUCUUUUCCUGUGAUAUCUUGCAAUGUUUUGUAUUAAAAUAAUU
Molecule: messenger RNA, 675 nt
Organism: Anoplopoma fimbria (sablefish)
Lineage: Eukaryota; Metazoa; Chordata; Actinopteri; Perciformes; Anoplopomatidae
Gene: med9
Product: mediator complex subunit 9
Exons: 2
Coding region: 64-363 (99 amino acids)
Biological process (GO): regulation of transcription by RNA polymerase II
Cellular component (GO): mediator complex
Molecular function (GO): transcription coregulator activity
Source: RefSeq, a predicted model, not a curated record